AACAUGAAUAGAACUCCAUCCGAACUUACGGCCGUGGGAAAGUCCAACAGUGUGUAUGGACAGCAUUCGGGAGGGUGCAAGGAAAACGGCAAGAAUGGUAUUGUGAACGGUGUGGUGCACAACAAGAAGCACAAAAAACAUAAAAAACUUAAAUGUGUGGAUUCUGGUCAUCACGAACGGGUUGUAACCGAAUUAAAGGAUUCCAUAGGCUUGUACACUGAGGAAAACAUUACAGAACACCAAAGUGAUUAUGUUAAUAAUGUAGAUAGGUCAAAAGACAAGGAAAAGAAAAUACCCAAAUUGGACGAUUUAAAUUGUAACAAAAGUGUAAUCCAAGAUAAUUUAGACAAAUCUAUUGAUUUUAAGUCCGGGCUGGAUAAUGGACCCAGUGAAGUUGAAGCAUCUUGUAGCCAAAUAUCUGACGGUGACGUGUUACAGUUGACCAGUGACGUUGCAAAUCUUAUAAUUAAGGAAGAAUAUCCUAAAAGUGCUGAUCAAUGUUGUGAUAAAAAAAUCGAAUUCGUUCAGUACCAGUCGGAACUUCAAAUGCCUAUGAUUAUGAAGAUAAUUCAGAAGGAUUUGUCUGAACCCUAUUCGAUUUAUACUUAUAGAUAUUUCAUUCAUAACUGGCCAAAGUUGUGUUUUUUAGCAAUGUAUGAGCAACAAUGUGUCGGAGCAAUAGUGUGUAAAUUGGACUUGCAUCGGAAAGUCAUUAAGAGAGGUUAUAUUGCCAUGCUGGCUGUCGAUCAGAAUUUCCGCAAACUCAAAAUUGGCUCUACUUUAGUACAGAUGGCGAUCCAUGAGAUGACAUUGGGGGACGCGGAUGAGGUAGUUUUGGAGACCGAAGUAACUAACAAACCUGCCCUUAAAUUGUAUGAGAAACUGGGUUUUGUUCGGGACAAGAGGCUAUUUCGUUAUUAUUUAAAUGGAGUAGAUGCAUUGAGGCUGAAACUAUGGCUCAGAUGAGGAUGUUUACUUGCAUCUCAUUAGUUUCAUGAGUGGUUAGUUGGUUUGGUAGAAAAUGUUUUAUUUCUCAUUGAAGUUGCGUUAGGGGCGCGCAAAAAUGUGUUGUUGUCUGGGUAUGUCUUGGAAUAAACUUUAAAUAAAUAAACCACAAAAUUUAACUUCUUUGAAUUGCUAAAAAUUCAUUUAAACAAAAUCUUUUUCAAAUAAAAUUUAGUGUCACUUUUUAGUCCGAGUAUUUUUUUAAUUUUUGUUAAAUGGUGGAAAAAGUAUACAUAGCCAUUUGCCUGACUGCUUACCUCAUCAUAUCAUGGAUGUUUAUUUUGAGAUUACUCUGAGAGAUAACGAUAGCCGAGUUCAUUUGAUAGAUUUUUUGGGUGGAGAUCAUUGUUCGAAUUUUCUCCAAGCCAAAAUUUGGUUAAAAAACGGCGAUAUAAAGUUGUAAUAUAUAGAUUUCAAGGAAUUGUAUGGCUUCUGUAACUAAUAAUAUUUAAGACUAACCGUGUGCUUAAUGAUUAAAUUACAAUUCACAAAAUAAUUUAGACAAGAUGUUUUUUGUUUGUCUGAAAAUUCUGUACAUUUUUGUAAAUAGGUGAAUUAGUAUUUUAUCUGUAGUGUUGUAAUAUAAUCGAAAAUAUACCAAAUUUACUAUUAAAAUGUAUUUUUUACUGCACUGAUUUUCUCUUACUAUCUUCACUUGAUUAUAAAUAGU
Molecule: messenger RNA, 1675 nt
Organism: Cylas formicarius (sweet potato weevil)
Lineage: Eukaryota; Metazoa; Arthropoda; Insecta; Coleoptera; Brentidae
Product: N-alpha-acetyltransferase 30-like
Exons: 2
Coding region: 4-966 (320 amino acids)
Biological process (GO): N-terminal peptidyl-methionine acetylation
Cellular component (GO): NatC complex
Molecular function (GO): protein-N-terminal amino-acid acetyltransferase activity
Source: RefSeq, a predicted model, not a curated record